Caenorhabditis remanei is the source of this 1713-nucleotide messenger RNA. RefSeq lists its product as uncharacterized. Gene Ontology annotation, cellular component: nucleus. NCBI's taxonomy places the organism in Eukaryota, Metazoa, Nematoda, Chromadorea, Rhabditida, Rhabditidae. The record is from RefSeq and is a predicted model, not a curated record. Gene Ontology annotation, molecular function: RNA cap trimethylguanosine synthase activity. Gene Ontology annotation, biological process: 7-methylguanosine cap hypermethylation; 7-methylguanosine RNA capping. Bases 1 to 1713 code for a protein of 570 amino acids. The transcript is spliced from 8 exons.
AUGGAUUCGUCAUCGGAAAGCGUUGGUGACGAUCAGGGCGAUUACCAAUAUCCCUGGUUUCCAAUGGGACAUUUCGGCAUCAAUUUUAUCCAAACUGAUGGUUCGAAAGCUUAUGUCGAAGGAGAAUUGUCCAGGGCAUAUAUAAAAGACUACGAGCUUCUCAAAGCAAGUAAACGGAAGAAGGAAGAGAAACAGCCAGCGGAGCAACUUCAGGUAGACAUGGAUGAAAUGAGUCUGCAGGAUUCAGUGCCAGAAGAUAAUGGAGAAGCGACUGACAAACUGCUGGAGGACAAGGACAUGGCGUAUGAAGUACUUCCAAAGUGGUCAUCUGAUAAGAAAAAAGGGAAAAAAAGGAAGGCAAAGGGACGGUACAACUAUCAUUCUUUCGAAGAAUACUGGGAUGUUUCAAGUUUUUGGGUGAUUCAACGGACGUGGCUUAAUGAUUUUGGAGGUCAAAUGACUGAAGAGAAUCAGAAGGAAUUGUUGAAGAAAUGUGAUGAAAUGAAGCCAAUCUAUCCAAUUGAACAGCAUGAGAACUUAUUGGAAAAUCCUGAUUAUCAGAACAUCACCAAGUCAUUAACUGAAACAAAAGAGGGAGUGACAUUCGAGGAAAUUUAUGCAGAGCAUUGUGAUUUAAUCAAGAAACAAACUGAGAAUGAUUAUCACAUUUAUCAAACAAAAGAAGUGACUCGUCGGUGUAAAGAUAUGAUCAAUAGAGUAAAACGACUUGGAUAUGCUCCCGGGUUUGAAGAAUCUCAGUUGCCUUCAUUCUAUGAUCUCAAUGAUAAAGAUAUAAAAAUCGAUAAGCCUUUGAUAAAAGAAGUCAGAUACCAAAUCGAUGAGUCGUAUGCAAAGAAGUUCGUUGGUGAUAAGUUUGAAGAGUCUACAGCGUCUACAUCGGAGUCCAGUAGCUCAGCAGAGUCUCAAAUCGAAUCAACAGUUCCACUAAAUCCGAAAGAAAUUCGUUUCAACUUUGACCCGGAAACAGAACAACACUUGAUUGCGUCGAACGCUGAGAAAUUGUAUGCAAAUGAUCCAGAAAUCAGCAAAUACUAUUAUCAACGUUAUCGACUCUUCUCUCGUCUCGAUGAAGGUAUCAUUAUGGACAGAGAAGGAUGGUUCUCAGUGACACCAGAAGCUAUUGCGGAACACAUUGCUGAUCGUGUCGUCCGUCACAAUGUUUCUGUUGUUGUUGACGCAUUUACUGGUGUUGGAGGCAAUGCUAUUCAGUUUGCACUUCGUGGAGCCCAUGUAAUUGCUAUCGACAUGGAUCCAGUUCGUCUGAAAUGUGCUCGAGAAAAUGCUCGUGUUUACGGUGUCGCCGACUACAUUGACUUCAUCUGUGCCGACUUUUUCGACGUCGCAGCUACCUGGGCUGCUGACAAGAAACUCGCCCCAAAAGUAGACGCAGUAUUCUUGAGUCCACCAUGGGGUGGUCCUUCGUAUCUAAAAUCGAAGGAAUUCGAUUUGGCCACUGGCUGUUGUCCGAAUGGAAUCGAUAUUUUUGAUGUUUCUCUGAAAAUUAGCCCAAAUAUUGCCUAUUUUCUGCCAAGAAACACAAAAGUUAGCCAGUUGACCGAACUUGCAAUCAAGGCGAAAACUCGUAUGGAAAUUGAGCAGUCUUCAUUGAACACAAAAAUCAAAACCAUCACAGUCUACUAUGGAAAAUUGGCAUACCGGGAGAAAUCACCAAAGUCAUCGGGCGAUAAUUAG